CCACACACACACACACACGCACGCCAAGCAGCCCAUUUGCUGGAGGGGUGUGCAUGUGCGUGCGAGGGAGUGGAAAGGGGUGGCGGGGAUGGAGGAAGGGAAGCCAGGGGAAAGUCUGACACUCGGCGCAGAAGGAGCGAGACCCUCCGUCGCCGCCGGCGCCGCCGGGGAGGAGCUCGACUUUCUCGCAACGCCUCCCAAAACCCAGCCACCGGCCCCGGCCCCGCACCGGGCUCACCCCGCACCUCGCAGCCGCUCCGGCUCCCCGGCAGGUCUACUAGAAUAUAACACACUUAACUGAGGAAUUCCUUUCAUGAGCUGUAAAUUUCAAGUUUUGACCUACUGACUUCAUGAUAAAGAUAAUUCUCCAGUGGGAAUAAGAUGGUCAUCACAUCUUAAAAUAAUGUCCAAGAGUCAAGGAAAUGUCCUGGUUGGAGUAAACAAGUAGCUCAUCCAGUCUGCCUUUCUGGCACCAAGAGUGGAUUAAAUUUGGAUUGUUUGAAAUAGCAGGGAGGUAUUUCACCAUACUGCAAAAGAUACAGAAGAAGAGAGCAGAAUGAGAACGUCUCAGAUACCGAAUGCCUGCUGCCUGUUAUCUUUAGCGAUGCUGCUCCUUCCAGUCACUGGAACAUCAAAGCAAACUAUACCAAGACUGAAGCUUUCCUAUAAAGACUUGCUGCUUUCAAACAGCUGCAUCCCAUUCCUAGGAUCUACGGAGGGGCUUGAUUUUCGAACCCUGCUGCUAGAUGAGGAGAGGGGCCGGCUGCUAAUUGGGGCUAAAGACCACAUCUUCCUGCUCAACUUGGUUGAUUUAAACAAAAAUGUAAAAAAGAUUUACUGGCCUGCAGCAAAAGAAAAGGUGGAGCUAUGCAAAUUAGCUGGGAAAGAUGCCCACACAGAAUGUGCCAAUUUUAUCAGGGUUCUUCAGCCCUACAACCGAACCCAUGUUUACGUCUGUGGCACAGGAGCAUUUCACCCUCUCUGUGGAUACAUUGAACUUGGCACUCACAAAGAGGAAACAACAUUCAGACUGGAUACCCAGAACCUGGAGUCAGGCAGAUUGAAAUGCCCUUUUGAUCCUCAGCAGCCGUUUGCAUCUGUGAUGGCAGAUGAGUAUCUUUAUGCUGGAACAGCUUCUGAUUUCCUUGGCAAAGACACGGCUCUAACACGUUCCCUGGGCCCUUCUCACGACCACCAUUACAUCAGAACUGACAUUUCUGAACAUUACUGGCUUACUGGAGCAAAGUUCAUUGGAACUUUUCCCAUCCCGGAUACCUAUAACCCAGAUGAUGACAAAAUCUACUUCUUUUUCCGAGAAAUAUCACAAGAUAGUGGCACAUCUGACAAGACAAUUCUUUCUCGAGUUGGAAGAGUUUGUAAGAAUGAUAUGGGAGGUCAACGGAGCCUAAUAAACAAGUGGACUACUUUUCUGAAAGCCAGGCUUGUGUGUUCAAUACCUGGUCCUGAAGGAGCAGACACACAUUUUGAUGAGCUGCAAGAUAUAUUCCUGCUUUCUACAAGAGAUGAGAGAAACCCUCUUGUAUAUGGAGUCUUCACUACAACAAGCUCCGUCUUCAAAGGCUCUGCAGUUUGUGUGUACAGCAUGGCAGAUAUCAGAGCUGUUUUCAAUGGCCCCUAUGCUCACAAAGAGAGUGUGGAUCAUCGAUGGGUGCAAUAUGAAGGUCGUAUCCCAUAUCCUAGACCUGGUACAUGUCCAAGCAAAACCUAUGAUCCACUCAUAAAAUCUACCAGAGACUUUCCUGAUGAAGUCAUUAGCUUUAUAAAACGCCAUCCUCUGAUGUACAAAUCCGUUUACCCGGUGACUGGAGGACCGGUAUUCACUCGGAUCAACGUGGACUAUCGGCUGACGCAGAUUGUGGUGGAUCAUGUCAUGGCAGAGGAUGGGCAAUAUGAUGUUAUUUUCCUAGGAACAGAUGUAGGCACUGUCCUGAAGGUCGUGAGCAUCACCAAGGAAAAGUGGACUAAAGAGGAGGUGGUCCUGGAAGAGCUGCAGAUAUUCAAGCACCCUUCAUUUAUCUCGACUAUGGAGAUUUCUCAGAAGCAGCAGCAAUUGUACAUUGGUUCCAGGGAUGGAUUGGUUCAGCUCUCUCUGCACAGAUGUCACACGUAUGGGAAGGCUUGUGCAGACUGCUGCCUUGCCAGAGACCCAUACUGUGCCUGGGAUGGAAACUCCUGUUCCAGAUAUGCCCCCACUUCUAAAAGGCGAGCCAGAAGGCAAGAUGUCAAAUAUGGAGACCCGGUCGCACAAUGCUGGGAUGUGGAAGACAGCAUUAGUCAUGAAACUGCUGAUGAAAAGGUGAUUUUUGGCAUUGAAUUUAAUUCAACUUUUCUGGAAUGUAUUCCUAAGUCCCAGCAAGCCUCUAUUAGGUGGUACAUUCAACGCUCUGGAGAAGAACAUCGAGAAGAGCUGAAGGCAGACGAAAGGAUCAUCAAAACCGAGCAUGGGCUGCUGAUCCGCAGCUUGCAAAGACGGGAUGCAGGAGCCUAUUUCUGCAAAGCCCAGGAACACACCUUUGUCCACACCAUCGUAAAGCUGAAUUUAAAUGUCAUUGAGAAUGGGCAAAUGGAAGGCACUCAGAAAACUGAGGACGAGGAUGGCCGGGUGAGGGAUUUGCUGACAGAGUCCCGGCUGCGGUACAAGGACUACAUCCAGCUCGUCAGCAGCCCCAGCUUUAGCCUGGAUGAGUACUGUGAACAGAUGUGGCACCGGGAGAAACGGCGACAGCGAAACAAAGGUGGUGCCAAAUGGAAGCAUGUGCAGGAGAUGAAAAAAAAGCGAAACCGAAGGCACCAUGAGCCGGCCAGGCCACCAUCUACGUAGUUUGCAAACACUAUUUAAAGAAAGGACAUUUUCCACACACACAAAAAAAAAAACAACAAACAAACAAACAAAAAACUGUGUUAUGUUUUUGUGCAUCUUGCCUAUGAAUUAGUACUGCUUCUUACUGAAAUCAGAUAGCUCACCAUCACUAUUAAUCUGUACAAGACUGUACAAUGGGAUUCGAUACCAAAUGAGAUGUUCCUUAUUGGAGUACCACAUGCCAGGCAAUAAUUUUGAAUGCAUUCAUUAAAAAGAAAAGAUGUACACUUUUAGCUAUUUUCUGGGUAGCCUGAGGCUACGUGAGCUGUGUUCUGUACUUCUUGCAUAAUUUUCACAUAGGAUUUAGCGUCUGUGUUCCCAUGUUAAUAUUUGCUGCCAUGUUCCACCCCAGAGGUGGAUCCAUUUCAGGGGAGGGUAGAUGUAUUCAUAGUUCUUUGGCAUCUUUCUGAAUAAGAAGCACGGUAGAAAUGUGUGACAGAUCUGCAAAAAUACCCACUAAUUUACCCAUUGGGCUUGUAUACAGGCACAUGGGUGGGGUUUGCUAGCAUAGAGAGGCUCAGUGAAAAAUCAAAUUAAGUAUUGGUUUAGGGAUUACAUUGAUUUUCCCCAUUAAAAAAAAAAUAAAAUAAAUAAAAAAGAGAGAGAGAGAGAGAGAAAGCAUAAUCAGAGUUUAAGAGAGGGAAAUUAUCAAGCCUUAUUCAUUAGAGUUUGAUAGCCACCAGUUUGCAGUCCAUCUGCUGAAAUGAAAUGUUCACCCUAAUUGAAAUUGCCACUGAGAUGCUUGGGAGUAAAUUUCCUAAGUGGUGUGUGGGAGGUAUGUGCACAAAUCCUAUUAACAAAUAAUGGGAUUCCUGCCUGCACCUCUCCUGUCCCUCUCAGUGUUGUACUCUGGCUGUUUCUCUGGCCCUUUGCUAGCCUUAUUUUAUGCAGAGGAAAAGAAAAAUAAAAGACAACAAGAAAGCUAAAACAAAUGACGAUGAGGGAAGAUAUUUAGUGGCUGAGAUCAGUGCUCUUGACACAGAGCUGACAUUCCUCAGAUGUGUGUAUUCUUUGGGAUUUUCUCCCAAAGGUCUUAUGUAUUUUUAAGUUGAAAAUUUGCAUUGUCUGAAUUAAUACUUUUAUUAUAAAUAAAGAAAUCAAAAGAUGUCAAAGUGUAAAUAAAACUUGUAAGUUAGAAGUUUGCUGUAUACCAUGAUUCCAUUUGUAAAAUGUUCCUUGUUCCUCAAUUCAUAUUUUUGUUGUAGGAGUGUAAAUCUUUUUAAAUCAGGAAACCCUGGCCUCAUUCUUGUCUGUUUGACAUCAGUAUGAUUUUAUUGAACUUAUUCCUGAUAUGCAGCAACAAACACAAGCUCAAAAUCAGGCCUACUGUCUCUUCUCAUGAGUCACAGCCCUUCUUUCUUCUCUUCCAGCUAACGUCCUCCAUUUUGCCUUUCACGCCUUUUUGAGUGUGAAAUGACAAAUUAGCCACUUCCUCACAUGGAAGAGAGCUUUGAUGGAUACCAAAAUGACAGACUUUACUCGUUUCUCAUGCAUUCUACAGAUCAGGAGAACAAAGUCUGUGGGAAAUCCGUGUAAUUGGUGUGCGCCUCAUUAAGGAACAGAGAGCAUUGCUUCAGAAAGCUGCCCUUACCCAUGCUGGUGUUUGUGUGCACAUUCAGUCCCGGGUUGAUAACUGUGUAGCUACCAUUUUCAUCACUGUUCAUUUCCUUUCUGUUGUAAGUCAGAUACAGCAAUGUGUAUGUCAGACUUCAGAAAGGGAACUCAACUUACCCAUGCUUCCUGUAAAAACCAAAAGCUGAGUCUGCAUGUAUUGUAUAAAAGCCAGCAAUACCAUAUGUCAUUAAUUUUUAGUGUUUUUUUUUUUUUUUUUUUUUUUUUUUUUUUGUAGGAGAUGUAUGAGUUAAUUAGGAGAUACUAAAUGGCAUGCAUACAAUGCUUUGAUAGUGUAAAGCACUGAGUGCUAGAUACUAUAAUGUCUGUGGGGAGGAGGGAAUUUCUCAGCACAGGACCUUUAAUCAGCAGAAAGACUGAUGCUGAAGACACUAACCAGCAGUACAGUACUUUGAGCAUGUGCCGAGAACUUUUUUUUUUUUUUUUUUUGCCAUUUUUGCUGCAAAAUAACUUAGGCCAGGCAUUUCACAGGAGUCUCAUGGUUUUGAGUACCUUGAUUUUAAGGCCAAUUACAACUACUUAAAGGAGGUUUUGGGGGGUAAUAAACUACUAAAUGUAAAGCACCCUAUGACUGGCAUUCUCAAUAUUCUUGGCUGGAAGGUUGUACUGUCAUCAUACAGAACCUUCUCAGUUAUUCCUUAUUAGAUUUUUAUCAGUCCAUAAAGUCCCAUUUCUCUUACUUAAUACCUAAGUAAAUGAGUGGAAUCACAGCAAGGCUGUGGUCUGCAUUUACAUGCACUGACAAAGGGCCUACUCUUCUCGCCAGUGGUGACAGCAUUUUAAUUUUAGAAAACCAUCAUCUCAUGUUCACCUAGAAGCAAAUCAGUUCUUCUAUUUUUUUUUUUUAACGUCCUUCAUGAAAACUAAAUUACUUGAAUUAUGUUUAGAUAUAACUGAGGGUAUGUAUUCUAAAAAUGAAUCCUCGCCUCACUGACUUUAGUAGAAGUCUUGAAUGGCUAAGAGUCUCAGUGCUGGGAGCAUUAGAUUUAAAUGGUUGAAUUAAAAUGUUUUUACUCUAAAAAACAACUUUCAUUUCUUUUACUUCCAAUGUUGUUGCAAUGAGAUUCUUCUUAAAGAAAUUAUCUCAUCAGUGUGGGUAACAUAAAACCCCAAGUGAGAUAUAUGACCACUUCCAUCAUGGGGAAAUAAAUUCAAUAUCCUCCAAACCAGUGGCCUGUACUAGGUUCAUACCACCCCAAGGAGAAUAUUUAAUAAUAUUGCACUGAUAAAUGUCUCUGUUUUGAUACAUUGGAUAAGAGGUAUGUAUCCUAAAGCUGUCAGGGCUAGCUCAGUUUCUCAUGCACAGAAGAUCUGACAUGUCCAAGGAGGCCAGAGGAUGUUGGGGACCAGGGAUUGAAUAGGACAUGUCAAGGAUCACUUCAGAAAACAGGGUUUUGUUAGGCAGGACUCCAUAAUGCAAACCCAUCAGUAGGAGCAGGAGGAACCAUGGGUCUUUCAGCCACCUGCAGGCCCAGAGAGGAGUUUACAGCAUGAGCUACACUAGAAACUAGAUCAGUAAAGGAUUGGAAAGUAUAAUUUUCUUUUCAGAAUAAAUAAAUAAAUAAAUAAAUAAAUAAAUAAAUAAAUAAUCAUCUUGUGUAUAAUAUAAAGGCUAAAACCUAAACCUAACUAAAUUUCAAACUAAUGAUUUGGAUAUUGCUUGGGUUGCUACGAGCAGUACUAUGAGCAACAACAGGCUCAUAGUUAAAAUGAAACUGAGCCUUGCCUCCUGCAAGAGCCUAGUAAAAAGAAGUUGAACAAAGUUUUGUUCCACAGUGGAAAAAAAAAGUUGCCUCCACCUUAAUAACUGCAGGUUUUAAGCAGCUCCCUUAGUGCAUACUAUACAACAUAGAUAUUUAUUUAUGGAUUCAUUCAUCCAGGAGUCCAGUUAUUAAUACAUUAUCUUUUCCUUCAACAAAACCUGCCCACUGAUCCUGCUUCAGAAAAUGGCCAGUGCCUGACUGAACUGCAGUGGCUUUAAACAGAUUGCUAGAAUUACUAGCACAAUGUGAUCUAUAGUUAUAAAAAUGCUGAAAACUGACAUAAUCUUUAAAGCUCAACAGGGCCCUAAACUCUGUAGCAAUCUUGCAGUCGGUUAAAAUAAAACAGAAAAUGGGAUUAGCAGAAAAAGGAAUAAAGUAUUAACACUUAUUGUGAUAAAGUAGUUCCGUUACUGGAAACUGUUCCAACAGGUGUGAAUGUGUGUUCAUGCAUUAAGCAAAUACUUUCCUCUCCAAACAGUUUAACUUACACUUGCUUGAGGUAUCAACCUCGGAAUGUGAAUGCUUUCCAAUUCAUAAGUAGAUUUUAGACCUGGUCCUCAUGUCACUCAUAAUGCAGUAAUUAGGUUAGACGCUACAACUUUCCUUUAGUUCAUGUGCUUUUCUGAAAGUCAUGACUUUCCCUACAGUUAAAAUGCUAUAAAGUCUUUAAUAUAUCCAUUAUACAUAUUGAUCUACAUUUAAAAUUUCAGAUAACGAUUGUUUGUUAUUUUUACUCAUUAUUCGUAUAAUUAGUCCAUGUGUCUCAUAAUAAUAUCUCAAUAUUUAAUAGAAACUAAUGGAAAUUGAUUUUGCUAAAGUGUUGUCACAUGAGCAUAUGUGUAUACCAGGACAUAUUUGAAUGUGUUAUGUUCAUUUUGUAAUAGAGUGUAAUUGAAAAAGACAAAUAUGAUUUUUAGAGCUAAGGUUCAGAUAGGCUCCCACUGACAACAAAGAUUAAAAUCGUAUUGGAACCAAAUCACAGCCUAAGUAGAUUAUACUCUAUUUACAGUCUAGUAGUCAAACAGCCAAAGCUAUGGGUUAUCUGGUACAGUAUAUUGGCCCGGUUCUUGCAUACUCUUGUAGUUGAGAUGUGGGGGUCUAAGGAAUGACAUUUAUGUGAAUGGAAAAUUAAGCCCACGUGUCUCUCUAAUAUAUUCUGUUACAUUUUAUAAACAA
Anas platyrhynchos (mallard) is the source of this 7452-nucleotide messenger RNA. The record is from RefSeq and is a predicted model, not a curated record. Lineage: Eukaryota; Metazoa; Chordata; Aves; Anseriformes; Anatidae.